AUGGCUCUAGAUAUGGAAACUUCGACUGAAGCUUCUUUGGCGUCCGCUUUAGGGGAAAGGCUGAUUGCCCUUGAAAAGCAGUUUUCAGAGCUUCAGGCGAAAUAUAACCUGCUAUCGGAGCCUAAAGAAAGCUCGAAUAAAAGCAAGAUUCAGGCUACUGAGACAAAGGACCUCAAUCCCCAAGUGAAUUCAAAUGAUGAGAAAGCAACCAAUGAGGGCAAGGCUAACCCCAAAUCUCGAGUCAAAUUACUCAAGAUGGUCAAUAACCCUGACACCGGUGAACGCGAGGAGGUCGAGAGCGAUACCCCUCAAUCCAACACAGAAACUGACUCCGACAUCGCCUUUGUUUUGAAGAAAACAGUCCCAAAGAAAUUUUCUGAUUCAAAUGACAUGUCUGAAAUAGACAUCAUCAAUCUCGACUUGUGGGAGCUCUUGCAACAGCACUUGGGUGGCUAUCCUUAUCACGUCUUUCGCGGGUCACCCGUUACCCUGUUUUCACCAUAUGAGGCUAUCGUAUUUGAAUGGGAUGUUCUCCGAGCUGCUUCCGUCGAAGAACCGAAGAAUGAAAAAGACAAGCAAGCCAGAGAUGACUUGAAACUUCUUCUUAAUCACAUAUCAAAUGGUUCAUCGGGUGAUAGUAAAUUGGACAAGUAUUUCAAAGAACGGAAGACGAUUCUCGAACACCAAAGGAUUCAAUUUUGUGAUCUGUGGACCAUUUUCCCACCAGGAAGCUUGAUUUAUGGCAAGCCUUUCCAAAACCAGCAUCAAGUUUUCAUCGUUCAAGACAACAUAGUAACAUGGCCAGAAGAGGAUGACAAUCAAUUGCGAUCCCAUCCCUGGAAGCUGAGCUGUUGGACAUACGAUUGGACUGGAGCUCAAUUUGAGCGAACACCAUUUAUGAUCGUAUUUGAACAAUAUGAUGGAUAUAAACCCCUUGCAGCUUUGCCUUACUAUCCAUUUGAGCACCACCCUGAAUACAACCAUGUGAAAGAAGAGUUGAUUGAGCGUGGCAGAGAGUUUCAAAAGCUGUGCUCUGCUGAAGGUUCUCCGCGCCUAUUUGACUACAAAGGUGAUACAAUCUUGGAAAGAAAAGGCUUCAGUAGGAUGGCCCAAGAAGCUGAGGAUGACAGCGAUACCAGAUCCUUCACUGCAUCGCGGCUACAUCGCAGAUUGUGGAGAUAUAACUCUAUAGAUGAAGCACUUUUUGCCCCGGUUGCAAGGCCGUCCAGCACAGAUGGCAGGGUCAUAGUUGAUUACCUAUCCUAUUUUGAAUAUGGAAGUUCGAAUGCACGCAAUGGGGGGCUUGAGCCAAGUCUAAUGGAUCCACCUUGCGCGUGCUCAGAUUGCCGAAACAAUGAAGAGUUGGCAACGAAAUAUAGAGAAUCUUUUGACUACAACCCGCAGAAGAAAAUAUUAGACGAAGAACAAUACCUGCUCUUCCCGCCCCGCGUGUUGGGAUAUAUUCUCAAGGAAAAGGAAUGGGCGCAGUUACAAGUUACUCUUAUCAAAGACAUUCCGAAGAAUAAUUUUAGCGACGCUUGGCACUCUCGCCUGCAACUUGCUGAUGAUGGGACCAAAAGUCUGCUUUAUGAUCUUGUGAAAAGCCACACCUCAUCGGUAUCACAGUCUGCGAGCCAAGGAGAACGUGGUCUCGAAGUUGAUGAUAUCAUCCCAGGAAAGGGGAAAGGUCUAGUCAUUCUUCUCUACGGCCCUCCUGGCGUGGGGAAAACAUCCACGGCUGAAACUAUUGCUGUCGCGACACAAAAGCCUCUCUUCUCGGUUAGUGUCGCCGACGUGGGCACCAAGGCCAAGCAUGUUGAAUCCAAUCUUUCUAAAAUAUUCAGUCUAGCCGCUACAUGGCAAGCUAUUCUGUUGAUUGAUGAGGCCGAUGUAUUUCUUGAAAGCCGUGGAAAGGGUGUCGCAUCAUCAUCAACUGAUAAGAACGCACUCGUUUCAGUAUUCCUUCGAGUUCUCGAGUACUACCAAGGUAUUGUGUUCCUCACGACGAACCAAAUUGCUCAGUUUGACGUGGCCAUCCCUUCACGCAUUCACCUUGCCAUUCAGUACAAUAGUCUCACACAGGAACAAAUGAAGGCUAUUUUCAAAGGCUUCCUUCAGCCUCUUGCCGACAAAAACCUGGUGGAUGACUUAGAUGACAUCCUUGACUGGCUUAAGGAAGAUGUGUACAAUUCCGGAUUUGACGGCCGUCAAAUCAGGAAUAUUGUCACAACUGCCCUUGGAUCGGCAAGAGCAGAGUUCGAGCGGGGGCAAGGCAGAGGAAAACUUUCCAAGAAGCAUCUUAAGCCUAUUGUUCAGAAUACGCGCCUUUUCAAGCUUGACUUCAAUGUGCAGUAUGACCGGUACAUCAGGUCCCAAGAGUCGAUGAUCAAAUGA
Messenger RNA from Penicillium taxi, 2394 nucleotides. Its product is annotated as P-loop containing nucleoside triphosphate hydrolase protein. The coding region runs from base 1 to 2394 and encodes 797 amino acids. The record is from RefSeq and is a predicted model, not a curated record. The transcript is spliced from 9 exons. NCBI's taxonomy places the organism in Eukaryota, Fungi, Ascomycota, Eurotiomycetes, Eurotiales, Aspergillaceae. Gene Ontology annotation, molecular function: ATP hydrolysis activity; ATP binding.